Tuber aestivum (summer truffle) is the source of this 2026-nucleotide messenger RNA. The record is from the annotation of a GenBank genome assembly. NCBI's taxonomy places the organism in Eukaryota, Fungi, Ascomycota, Pezizomycetes, Pezizales, Tuberaceae.
AUGGCCGAAGAAAAUACUACCUCUGAAGACGGAUCUCCUCUUAUUGGAGACUCCAAUCGCCAAAAGAACCAUGGCCGUCUCUUCUGGAUGGAGAUGAGCUGGCGCUUUGCUCUCGGGCUCCUUUUUAACAUCUUCAUCGUACUUAUCCUAUACACAUUCUCUCAAAAGGGCAACCUCAGUCACUGGGAGAAGCGCUGGUUCAAUGUACUCACCAUUUCAUUCUCCUCGCUUGUCAGCUUGAUGUUGGGUUCGUUGUUAGGCCUAUUGGGGAGUAUGCUCCGCUGGCAGUUGUUAGCGCGCAAGUUGCAUAAUCCGAUGGAUGUAAGGUCCUGGCACAUAUGUAGGAGAGACACAGCACGCUAACACUAUAUUGUAGGUUGAUUUGAUACUGGGGAUAGCCAACCCCACUGGGGCGUUCAAACUGAUCUACCACCAUACGAAGGAUUGGAAGUGGUCCGCCACGACCGUGGUGGUCGUGAUAUACCUAUUCAUUAAUAUCGUCGGCCGGCUAAGUGUGGCGACGUUUGGAUUGACGUAUGAUUUGAAUGAGCUUCCUGGACUCAAGUAUCCGGUCAAGCUCACAGAUUGGAGCACGCCCGUAUGGUUCAACGUGUCUGCAGACGGGUAUGACCUUUUAUCACAGACCGCUAGUAAGUGCAAGCGUUUAUUCGUACGGACGUUCGGACUAAAUGAUGUUCAACAGGACGGAUGAGUGAUUAUGCGGCAGUUGGAAUGUCAUCAGUUCUCACUGAAUUCGACUCGACGAACCCAGCAAUCACCUUAACCAACUCAAGUGGACAGGGCCUAGAUCGGAAGGUCGAGGGAGAUAAAGUCAUAUAUUCUUACUCCUUGAAAGAGUAUCAGGGCCUUGAUGUGCAUCCAGCACGGGAUAAGGUACUUCAUAGUUCAUCAUCAUGUGUUGGACGGACCAUGUUGGGGUCAAACAUUUUCGAGGACGGAAAACUGGUCGGUAACGUCGGUAAGUCGUCCCACCUGCCAAGGAAGGGGAGCCCGCCCCAGCGAUUAACCAAUGUGAUUAGAUAAAGUGGAUGAGAGCAGUCCGGAUUUUCUCAAGGUUUUGAUGGGGCUGUUUACCUUCUAUGAUGAGGCUGAGAUCGAUUACAUCUGGAUCAAUAAACUAAAUUACAGCCAGUUAUCUAGCCCAGCAGCAUGUGCCACAACAUGUAAGUAUAGCCAAACCAACUACUCGUAUCCAAGACUGACCAAAUCACCUCAAGACCUCUACUCAGAAGUCUGGCAAAGCUACAAAGACAAGCACGACCGCAAUGCUACUUUCUUCGAGUGCAGGACCUGCCUAACCGAUACCAACAAUAACCCGGGCAUCGGCGAUGACAUCCUCUUCCGCCAACCCUCUGAAAACUCAUCCCUCGUCGCUGGCCACCUCCUCCGCUUCGGCACCUUCGAGCGUGUCUUUGGGGGCUACGACUCGAAGGGCACCCAAUUAGCUAUCCGCUUGUACUCCAGUAUGAACAAAAACUCGCACUUCUUGAACAAUAUGAGGAAUGAGCUCCACACCGGCGCAACGGGAGAUGCGCCUCACGUCGAGGUCCCAGUGGAAGCCGAACUCUACGCCGCACACCUCGCUGCCCGCCUCCCACUCCUCGCUAUCAUUGGCGCUGACAGCCAGCUCCCGAAAGUAACGCGGGAAAAAGGCGCGUCAGAGCAACCAUUCAUCUCCGUCGCGCUGGAGGUAAAAUGGACCCGAACCAUCGCGGUCCUUGUCUCCAUCCUUAUCGGCCAGCUCCUCGCCGUCGCUGUCGUGAAAUUCAUGUGCCGGAACGUCUUCCUACGUGACCACGAUAGCUUUUUGUCGCUCGCCCGAAUCUUGAAGACGAGCAUGGAGAAGGUGGAGGGACUGAGUGCGGGUAAUGGGAAGGAUUUGGCGACGUUCUUGGAUGGGGAGGGUGUGAGGAUGAGGUAUGGGACUAGGGCUAGGGAGGAUUAUCUGGAGGUUGAUCUUUGGGAUGAUGUGCAGAAUUGGUUUCCGGACUCCCUGUAUGCGUAG